Messenger RNA from Polistes canadensis, 639 nucleotides. Its product is annotated as piggyBac transposable element-derived protein 4-like. Bases 1 to 639 code for a protein of 212 amino acids. NCBI's taxonomy places the organism in Eukaryota, Metazoa, Arthropoda, Insecta, Hymenoptera, Vespidae. The transcript has a single exon. The record is from RefSeq and is a predicted model, not a curated record.
AUGGAUAUGGAAAUAAGUGAUUCGUCUGAUAAAUGUUUAAAUAGAGGCAGGAGAAACGCAUCAAGAUUACGAAUACUUUCUUCCUCUUCAGGCGAAGAUUUUGUUGACGUAAACAGCAACGCUAUGAAAUGUUUCUCGGGGGAAGAUUAUGUAUCUGAAUUAGAGAACGAGGAUAACAAUGAAGAAUGGCAAGAAAUAAAAGGAAGAACUUCAUUAGUAAAUAAGUAUUCGGAAGAAGAAAAAUUUUUACGUGAAGACACCGAUUGUAAUGAUCCUUUUGCUUUAUACAAAUUAUUCUUUACGGAUUACAUAUUAGAAAAGAUAGUCGAAGAAACAAAUAAAUAUGCUGCACAAUGCAUAAAUAAUUCAUUAUUUAUAAGUAGAACGCACCAACUGCCCUGGAAGCCUGUUACAAAAAAUGAAUUGAAUACUUUUAUUGGCAUCUUGCUGAUUAUGGGUGUAAUGCUAUCACCAGAUAUUAGAUUAUAUUGGUCUCAAAAGGAGAUGUAUACAAACCUACGCAUAAAAAAUGCAAUAAAACGUGACCGUUUUUUAUCGAUUCUUCAGUAUUUACAUUUUUCGAACAAUACCACUGCUAAAAUGAUAAGAUUGGUUAAACAAAAUUCGAGACGUUAUUGA